AUGGAUUCCGUGCAGCUCCCCAGCUUACAAAACGGAUCUCUGGAAGACCCGUCCCUGGACGAGGAGCUAACCUUCAACACGCAGUCCCUCGUCCAAGUCAUCGUCUACUCAGUGCUCUUCGUCGCAGCGGCAGCCGGCAACGUCUCCGUGUUCGUCAGCCUCUUGGGCAAGAGACACCGAAAGUCCGGCAUCAAGUUGAUGAUUCUGCACCUGGCCGUGGCCGACCUCAUCGUUACCUUCGUCAUGAUACCCAUGGAGAUCGGCUGGAGGCUCACGGUCCAGUGGACGGCUGGGAACGCCAUGUGCAAGGUGAUGCAGGUGCUCCGGGCCUUUGGACCCUAUCUGUCUUCGAUGGUGCUCGUCUGCAUCAGCGUAGAUAGGUACUUUGCGGUGCUGCAUCCGCUCAAAGUCCACGCUGCCCAGCAGAGGGGCAAGAAGAUGUUAGCUGUCGCCUGGUGCACCAGCUUGGCCUGCAGCACGCCGCAGGCUUUCAUCUUCCGAGUGAUGGAGCAUCCGGCCCUCCCGGGAUUCUUCCAGUGCGUGACCUUCGCUUCCUUUCCAUCGCCAUGGCACGAGCGAGCCUACAAUCUCUUCUGCCUCCUCGUCCUCUACGGCGUGCCGCUGUCCGCCAUCUUGGUCUGCUACAGCCGAAUCCUCUGGGAGAUUCACCGCCAGUCCAGGGAGCCUUGUGCCGAUCAGCUCAACGGAUUCAAGUCACCCGGCGGCAGCCUCCGGCUCCGACGUUCCGACAUGCGCCAGAUGCACCGGGCGCGGUACCGCACCCUCCGGCUCACCGUCAUCAUCGUGCUGGCCUUCUUCUGGUGUUGGACCCCUUACGUGACCAUGGUGCUCUGGUACCAGUUCGACCCGGACGGUGCCGAGCACGUCAACGCCUAUCUGCAGUCGUCCCUCUUCAUGUUCGCCGUGUCCAACUCGUCCGUGAAUCCGCUCGUGUACGGCAGCUACACGACGGGCUUCAAGAACCUGUCGGCAAAGUUGAAGUGCUGCUGGAGCGGUGGCGCCAGGACUGCACAGUGCGGGCCGUCUUCGAAGCACACCGUUGACUUUUGGGUCGCCAAGAGGUAG
Messenger RNA from Ixodes scapularis (black-legged tick), 1086 nucleotides. RefSeq names its product gonadotropin-releasing hormone II receptor. NCBI's taxonomy places the organism in Eukaryota, Metazoa, Arthropoda, Arachnida, Ixodida, Ixodidae. Gene Ontology annotation, biological process: G protein-coupled receptor signaling pathway. The record is from RefSeq and is a predicted model, not a curated record. The transcript is spliced from 3 exons. The coding region runs from base 1 to 1086 and encodes 361 amino acids. Gene Ontology annotation, molecular function: peptide binding; vasopressin receptor activity. Gene Ontology annotation, cellular component: membrane.